CACUAUCUCACAACAACAAUUUAUUCUCUCUCUUACUUUCUAAAUUGCACUAAAUCACAGUCCUCUUCUAUUCAAGAGAAACUGAAAUCAGAAAAACAAAAUUCCUAAUAUAAAUAAAGUUAGGGUUAUUAUUUCGAGACACACACAGAAAAAGAGAUGGGAAGAGGGAGAGUUGAGUUGAAGAGAAUAGAGAACAAAAUAAACCGGCAGGUUACUUUCUCUAAAAGAAGGAAUGGUUUGCUCAAGAAAGCUUAUGAACUCUCUGUUCUCUGUGAUGCUGAAGUUGCACUUAUCAUUUUCUCUAGCCGUGGAAAACUCUAUGAAUUUGGAAGUGUUGGCACUACCAAAACUAUCGAACGAUAUCAAAGGUGCUCUUUUAAUCCUCAACCAGAUGACCACCAAAUCGAUUGUGAAACACAGAGUUGGUACCAAGAGGUGUCUAAGUUGAAGGCAAAGUAUGAAUCUCUUCAAAGGACUCAGAGGCAUUUGCUUGGGGAAGAUCUUGGACCUUUGAACAUAAAGGAGCUUCAGAGUCUUGAGAAACAACUUGAAGGUGCUUUAGCACAAGCUAGACAAAGAAAGACACAAAUUAUGAUUGAACAAAUGGAAGAGCUUCGCAAAAGGGAACGCCAUCUAGGAGAUAUGAACAAGCAACUAAGACUCAAGCUUGAAGGAGAAGGAUUUAAUCUUAAAGCUAUGGAAUGGAGCUCUACUUCAGCUGCUGGAAAUACCAACUUUACAUUUCAGCAACCUCAAACCAACCCUAUGGAUAUGCAAGCAGAACCAUUUUUGCAAAUAGGAUACCAACAGUACGUUCAAGCUGAGGCAUCAAAUAUUUCGAAGAGCAUGGCUUGUGAAACUAACUUCAUGCAAGGAUGGAUGCUUUGAUAACUUAAUCAAUAAAGUAUAAGAUUUACAUUAUUGUCUAUAUGCUUUAAUUUUUAGAUUUAUGUUUUGGCUGUUAAUUGUGACCAGCAUGGGAAACUGAAGAUUCCUAUAGCAUCCUUAAUUUGUAAUUGGAUACAAAUAUAGAUAAUGGUCAUUUAUUUAUAUAUUUGAAAAACAAAUAAUUUAUGAUGUUGCUUGAACUUUGAACUUUAAUUGAAUAUAUGUAUCUGUUUCUUUUCCUA
Molecule: messenger RNA, 1130 nt
Organism: Cicer arietinum (chickpea)
Lineage: Eukaryota; Viridiplantae; Streptophyta; Magnoliopsida; Fabales; Fabaceae
Product: agamous-like MADS-box protein MADS3
Biological process (GO): positive regulation of transcription by RNA polymerase II
Cellular component (GO): nucleus
Molecular function (GO): RNA polymerase II transcription regulatory region sequence-specific DNA binding; protein dimerization activity; DNA-binding transcription factor activity
Source: RefSeq, a predicted model, not a curated record